GGAACAAUGCCAAAAUCAAAAGAACUUGUACCUUCAAGCUCAUCUGCCACUGAUUCGGACAGUGAAGUUGACAAAAAGGUGAAAAAAAAGCAAGCAGUGGCCGAAAAGCCUGAAAAGAAACAGAAGACUGGUGAAAGCUCCAAAGCUGCUGCCUCCUCUAAGCGAAGUAGCAACAGUGAUGAGAAUAUGUUUCAGAUUAGUAAAAUAAGAUAUGUCGGUGUUCAUGAUUUUAAAGGUAAAGUCCUAAUUGAUAUUACAGAAUGCUGGAUGGAUCAAGAAGGUGAAAUGAAACCUGGCAGAAAAUGUAUCUCUCUAAAUCCAGAACAGUGGAGCCAGCUGAAGGAACAGAUUACCGAUACUGUAGUGAUGAAGCAGUAA
This is a messenger RNA of Lacerta agilis (Sand lizard), 378 nucleotides long. Its product is annotated as activated RNA polymerase II transcriptional coactivator p15-like. Gene Ontology annotation, molecular function: transcription coactivator activity; DNA binding. The record is from RefSeq and is a predicted model, not a curated record. Lineage: Eukaryota; Metazoa; Chordata; Lepidosauria; Squamata; Lacertidae. Gene Ontology annotation, biological process: positive regulation of transcription initiation by RNA polymerase II. Gene Ontology annotation, cellular component: nucleus; transcription regulator complex.